UUUCCGGUUGAAUUUUUCCAGCAAGACACCUGUGAAAUUUUGCUGUCCAGUUGUUCUUAUCUCUAUGUCUGCCGAUAAAAUGACCCCGUUUCCAUGAAACGAUUCUACGUGUAAGUUCAUUUUGGAUAGAAUUUGAAUAGUAUCUAAAAUGUUGAUGACAACUUAAUAAAUCUGUGACAAUGUCCUAUAUAAAACCCUUAGUUACAUUCUCCUGUGCAGUGGGCGGGGUCGCCUUGCUCCUGUGCCUCGACAUUUUUAAACCACAGAGAGAAAAACUUAUUUCAUUGAUUCCUACAAACAUUAAAGACCGCGUAUUUAGCGAUAUAAGUGCUCAUUCCAAGGACAGACUUUUCACACUUGAUGAGUUGGAGAAAUACCGAGGUCAAGAUGGGAAUGACAUUUACCUGGCAAUUCUUGGACAGGUAUUUGACGUCACCAAGGGCAGGAAACACUACGGACCAGGGGGAACCUAUCACUUCUUUACAGGAAAUGCGGGCACGAGGGCCUUUGUGUCUGGCGAUUUCAGCCAGCAAGGGUUGAAAGAAAAUCUUGAUGGUCUUUCCUUAAAGGACAUCCAAGGAAUAUCGGGUUGGGUUGACUUUUACCACCAACAGUACACGUACAUAGGAAAAUUAGUUGGGCAUUUUUAUGACGAGAAUGGCAAUCCAACCGCGGCGAUGGACGAAUUUGAAAAUCUCUUGGAGCAAGCCAAACAGAAGCAGAAGGAGGACGACGAAGACUUAAAAAGAUUUCCGCCAUGUAACUCUGAAACAAAAGUUGGUGUCAGCAGACGUAUUUGGUGUUCUGAAAAUAGUGGUGGCAUAAAAAGAGAUUGGACUGGAGUCCCCAGACAGUAUUUCCAACCCGGCAAUUCGCAAGCACGAUGCGCAUGCGUAAGAGAUAAAGGUCCUCCUUCAUCCGGUGGCAGUUCUUCCAACAAUGGCGAUCUCAAUAACCCCAACAUGAAAGUAUAUGAUGGAUGUGAACCAACAGCAACAUCCUGUGCUACACCCAAGGACAGACUUUUCACACUGAAGGAGUUGGAGAGAUAUCGAGGCCAAGUCUACCUGGCGAUUCUUGGACAGGUAUUUGACGUCACCAAGGGGAGUAAACACUACGGACCAGGGGGAACCUAUCACUUCUUUACAGAAUAUGCAGGUACAAGGGCAUUCGCGUCUGGCGAUUUCAGCCCGCAAGGGUUGACGGAAAAUCUUGAUGGUCUUUCCCUCGAGGACAUCCAAAAAAUAUCUGAUUGGGUUAACUUCUACCACAAAAAAUACACUUACAAAGGAAAGUUAACUGGACACUUUUAUGACAAGAAUGGCAAUCCAACCAAGGCAAUGAACAAUUUUGAGAGACUCUUAGAGCAAGCCAAAAAGAAACCAAAGUAUAGAGAUGAAGAUCGUAAAAGAUUUCCUCGAUGUAUCACUCAUUACGAAGUCGGUUUUGGCAGAAAAAUGAUGUGUUCUAAGAAUAGGCAAGAAAUUGUUUGA
This is a messenger RNA of Magallana angulata, 1493 nucleotides long. Its product is annotated as neuferricin-like. The transcript has 7 exons. Gene Ontology annotation, cellular component: endomembrane system; membrane. The record is from RefSeq and is a predicted model, not a curated record. Lineage: Eukaryota; Metazoa; Mollusca; Bivalvia; Ostreida; Ostreidae. The coding region runs from base 180 to 1493 and encodes 437 amino acids.